GGGAGCACAUGUCUUGUAAGUGAAAUUACGCGCGGCGAAAGGAGGCUAGAGCUGUUUAGUAUUGUUGCCGAUGCCCCGCCUCUGAUGGUAGCCUUAAACCUGGCACCCAGCUAAAACAAACCAAAGCCAGCUCCGAGCUCCCACUCAAUCCAAUUAAGGCGGACUUGAGGCGCUCUCCUACGUGUUCAUCUACCAGGAUCGACGUUGAGACAACAGGAACCAGAGGGGCUUUGGCCAAAAAAAAAAAAAAGAGAAGGAGAGAUUGCCUUGCCUUCUAAUUUCUCCCUCUCCAGCCCCAGAACAAUGUCGAUGAGCCCUAAGCAUACGACUCCUUUUUCUGUUUCCGAUAUCUUGAGUCCCCUUGAGGAGAGCUAUAAGAAAGUAAGUAUGGAGAAUAACAACUUGGGGGCACCUCUCACUUCUUACCGGCAGCCGCAGGUCUCUCAGGCGGCGAUGCAGCAGCACCACAUGGGCCAUAAUGGGACUGUGUCUGCGGCUUACCACAUGACUGCGGCAGGUGUAUCUCAGCUGUCACACACGGCCAUGGGGGGCUACUGUAACGGCAACCUGGGCAACAUGGGCGACCUGCCGUCGUACCAGGACGGCAUGAGGGGCAGCACCACGGCCACCGGCUGGUACGGAGCCAACCCGGACCCGCGCUUCUCCACCAUUUCUCGCUUCAUGGGCUCGUCGUCGGGCAUGAACAUGGGCAGCAUGGGAAGCCUCAGCUCCCUGGCAGACGUGGGUAAAGGCAUGGGCUCCCUGUCCAGCACCCCGAGGAGAAAGAGACGGGUGCUGUUCUCCCAGGCUCAGGUCUACGAGCUGGAGCGACGCUUCAAGCAGCAGAAGUACCUGUCUGCGCCGGAGAGGGAACACUUGGCGAGUAUGAUCCACCUCACCCCGACCCAGGUGAAGAUCUGGUUCCAGAACCACCGGUACAAGAUGAAGAGGCAGGCUAAAGACAAAGUGUCCCAGCAGCAAAUGCAGCAGGACGGCGGCUCGUGCCAGCAGCAGCAGCAGCAGUCCCCGCGGAGAGUGGCCGUGCCGGUGCUGGUGAAGGACGGGAAGCCGUGCCAAGGCAGCGGACACACGCCCACAUCCUCCGCACAGACCCUCCACCAGCAAGGGGGCAACGUCAUGAUCAUGUCCAACAACACGCCGGGCCUCGGGCAGCACCAGAGUCAGCAGGUGGGGAGCACGGGUCACUCUCCAGACCUGGCGCCGCACUCCAGCAGUCCGCCGUCCCUGCAGAGCCAAGUGGCCGGCCUUUCUCACCUCAACUCCCCGGGCGCAGAGUACGGCUCGGCCCUGCAGUGUUCCGCCCUGUUAUACGGCAGGACGUGGUGACAAGAGGCGCCGGCUCUCAUUUAAAACCAACGAAAAGAAAGAGACAUUUUUCUUGUUUCACUGUAAAUGCGCGCGUCCGAACAAGAACCGAGAGAACCCGGUGCAGCUGAAUGUUCACCUUUUUCUGGAAGGAGGUGUGACUUGUCCUGAAGGAAGGAGAGAGAAAAACACUUUUGACCAGAAACUGCGGAAAUCUUUGGAUUUAUUUAUGUAUAUUAUAUUGAGACAAAAGAAGAAUCCGCAGUCACAUAGGCCGCAGUUUGGAGACAAAGUGAACCCUCCUCACAAACACACAUGACUGAUUUCUAAUAGAAUUUAAUGUAAGCGUAGAUCUAGCUUGUACAUUUCUGUAAAAGGUUUGAAUUUUAGCUAUCUGUUGUACAAAGUUUUUGACGCUAUUGCCGGUUUGUUGUCGUUUCAUUGGUAUUUGUACGUUUUAUUUCUUUGUAACUUAUAUAGAUAUUUGACUUACUACAAAACAGUCCUAUUAAUAAAUUAUGGAAACAAGACAGCUAAGCUUUUUUUGUGAAAAUAUGUCAACAUAUGGCGGAAAAAUAUAUUCCUUUGGGGAAAAAAUCACAAAGGCGAAAAAUGAAACCAGUGCGGUAUUAUUAUUAUUAUUAUUAUCAUCAUUAUUAUUAUUAUUAGGUCUAAUAUUAUUGCAUCGUUUUCCAUUAGGCCUAUGUGCUUUUCUUUUUUUAUGGAAUCUUUAUUGAAUUUUGGCAAUAUUGUGGGAAAAUAUGAAAUAACCAGAUAGGUUCAUGUUUGGCACCCUGACAACACAAAAUACUAUAUCAACACUCAGGCUGACAUGACAUUUAUUCUGGCAUGACCAUUGAAUACUGGAGGCUAUUUCAUUCCCUCGGGCUGCAGCCCACACACACAUACCCUGCAGAGUAAACUGUG
This is a messenger RNA of Centropristis striata (black sea bass), 2253 nucleotides long. RefSeq names its product NK2 homeobox 1 (gene nkx2-1). The transcript has 2 exons. Lineage: Eukaryota; Metazoa; Chordata; Actinopteri; Perciformes; Serranidae. Gene Ontology annotation, molecular function: RNA polymerase II cis-regulatory region sequence-specific DNA binding; DNA-binding transcription factor activity, RNA polymerase II-specific. The record is from RefSeq and is a predicted model, not a curated record. Gene Ontology annotation, cellular component: nucleus. Bases 304 to 1347 code for a protein of 347 amino acids. Gene Ontology annotation, biological process: cell differentiation; regulation of transcription by RNA polymerase II.